AUCCGAGAGCGAGGUCAAAGUCCCGACAGGCCGAUAAUGACGAUCGAUGAAGAGCACAAACAAGGUUCCGUCCCGACUUCGAGCAGCAGGUAUGAACCGCUUACAUAAUCGAAGCCCACCCCGAUAGCGGAGAGAAGAGUCGAAGAUUGCGAAAGUGGGGAAGAGAGACAAGGCGCAUACAACCACCAUCCACUCUCACUCACCGCUAGCCAUGGAAUCUCGAGUAGUCGGCGUGCUCGGCGCAGGCCAGCUCGGCCGCAUGUUCGUCGAGGCAGCCAGUCGCCUCAAUGUCCAGGUGCGCCUUCUCGACGCUGGUCAGUCUGCACCAGCAAAGCAGAUCUGCUUCGUCCCUUCAGCCUCGAACCCAGCUCAAUCAGAGCACGUCGAUGGCUCCUUCGCCGACCCUGAGAAGAUCAAGCAGCUAGCAGAGAAAGUCGACGUCCUCACCAUCGAAAUUGAGCAUGUGGAUGCCAGGCAGCUGCAGGCCGUUCUGGAUGCCGGCAUCGUCAAGGAGGUCCACCCGCUUCCAGCGACCAUCGCCCUUAUCCAGGACAAGUACGCUCAGAAGAAGCAUCUCAUAGCUCAUGGCCUGCCAGUCGCCGACUUCGUCUCCGUCGGCUCAGAGUCUGCUCUGCCCAAGGACCCAGCAGCUGCUGCCAAGGAGCAGCUCGAAGGCGUGGCUGCCGCCGGGAGGAGCUUCGGCUUCCCCUUGAUGCUCAAGUCGAGGACGCAGGCCUACGACGGCAAGGGCAACUUCGUUGUCAAGGAGGGAGGCAAGGCGAUAGAGGGCAUCGAGGCGCUCGGCAACGGUACGCGCGGUCUCUAUGCCGAGAAGUGGGCGCCAUUUGUUAAGGAAGUAGCAGUCAUGGUUGUGCGAAGCUCGACUGGCGAGGUCAGAGCAUACCCGGCAGUCGAGACGGUUCAUCGUGACAACAUCUGCCACACCGUCAUUGCUCCCUUGCGAUAUGGCAAGGAUGCUACCGUCGGGCAAAGGGCGAGAGAAAUUGCGGAGAAGGCCGUCGCUACCUUUGGAGGCGCAGGCGUGUUUGGCGUCGAGCUGUUCCUCAUGGAAGAUGGCGAGCUCCUCAUCAAUGAGAUUGCCCCGCGGCCUCACAACUCUGGCCAUUACACCAUCGAAGCAGCCGAGACGAGCCAAUACGAGAACCAUCUGCGAGCGAUCCUCGGCCUGCCGCUGGGAGGCACAGCCCUCAAGGUGCCCGCUACAUGCAUGGUCAACAUCCUCGGCCUCGCGGACCUUGACAAGGACAAGGAUGCCAUUCUCAAGACAAUGGCACCCGCCGUGGCUAGCUUGACCGUCCCCGGUGCUACUGUGCACUUGUACGGCAAGGUGGGCUGCAGAAAGGGGAGGAAGAUGGGUCACAUCACCGUAGUGGCGCAGAGUGAUGCUGAGCUGCACGCUCGAAUGGAACCUAUCCUCCACGCACUCGAGACGGCCAUUGAGGCGGCGCAGAAUGGCAGUUCUCUCCCUAAGGCGCUUCUACCAGAGGGCGCACGAGAAGCAGCGCAGGCUUCUUCCUCAUCAUCAUUCUCCUCAUCCGCCCAGCAAACUCUUGACUCCCUCUCCCCGAUCACCCCGACCCAACCCUCCUCGCUCGACUUCAAGCAUCCUCAUCCGCUCGUAGGCAUCAUCAUGGGCUCUGAUUCCGACCUGCCCGUGAUGCUUCCCGCAGCUCAACACCUGAAACGCUUCAACGUGCCCUUUGAGCUCACAAUCGUCUCGGCUCACCGCACGCCGGACCGAAUGAAGGCGUACGCACGUUCGGCUGCAUCAAGGGGGCUGCGCUGCAUCAUUGCCGGAGCAGGAGGAGCGGCGCACUUGCCGGGUAUGGUAGCAGCGCAGACUGUCCUGCCCGUCGUGGGCGUGCCAGUGAAGGGAUCGACGUUGGAUGGGGUGGACUCUCUGCACUCGAUCGUGCAGAUGCCGAGGGGAAUCCCGGUGGCUACGGUCGCGAUCAACAACUCGACCAAUGCAGGGUUGCUGGCGAUCAGAAUCUUGGCUGCUGCGGACGAGAGGUAUGCAGCGAUGAUGCAGCGCUACAUGGAUGAUAUGGAGGAAGAGGUACUGGGAAAGGUGGAUCGAUUGAGUCAGCAGGGUUGGGAUUACGUUGUCAAGAAGUAGGCGGGACAAGGCAAGAAGGGCAAUGAUAGACCGCGACGUACGAAAAUCGAAGUGUGCUGCUCUUUGUAAUGGGUUCUGAUUGCUACAGACGUUGGACGCCGGCGUUGUUUGCUUUGCCCUCUCAUUUUAGUCGACCGUGACGUCUGGGUCCCUCACUGCAA
Jaminaea rosea is the source of this 2301-nucleotide messenger RNA. RefSeq names its product putative phosphoribosyl-5-aminoimidazole carboxylase. The transcript has a single exon. The record is from RefSeq and is a predicted model, not a curated record. Gene Ontology annotation, biological process: 'de novo' IMP biosynthetic process. Gene Ontology annotation, molecular function: ATP binding; phosphoribosylaminoimidazole carboxylase activity; metal ion binding. Bases 212 to 2140 code for a protein of 642 amino acids. NCBI's taxonomy places the organism in Eukaryota, Fungi, Basidiomycota, Exobasidiomycetes, Microstromatales.